UGAAUAAAACAGGACUGUCACUAACUUGAAGCUUGAAAAAUGAGCAGACAUAUCUGUUGGAUUUGUAAGCUAUGCAGAGCUGAAUCUAAGAGGCUUCCUUCAAACCUUACUUUGGAGGAAGUUUUAGGAUGGGCCCAAUCCCUGGAAAGUCUGAUGGCUACAAAGUAUGGCCCAAUAGUAUACACAGCAUAUUUAAAAUUGGAGCACAGUGAUGAGAACAUCAAAUUCUGGAUGGCCUGUGAAACCUACAAGAAAAUUGCCUCGCGGAGGGGAAGAAUUUCUAGGGCCAAAAAGCUUUACAACAUGUACAUCCGACCACAGUCUCCUCGAGAGAUUAACAUCGACAGCACAACAAGGGAAGCUAUCAUCAAAAGCAUUCAAGACCCCACUCAAAUGUGCUUUGAAGAGGCUCAAAAGAUUGUGUAUAUGCAUAUGGAAAUGGAUUCUUAUCCCAGAUUUUUAAAGUCAGAAAUGUACCAAAAACUUCUAAAAACUGUUCAAUCCAAAAGCUCUUGAUUACUAUCCAAAAGUUUAAACCGAAGAUGGCAUCUUGCAAGUGUUAACUUAAUUUAGAAAAAUAUACAAAAUGAAAAUGAAAGCAGAAAUGAAAAUGAAACCAAGCUAUGAAUUGAUUUCUAGUUCACAAAGGAAAUUAAUUCCAAAUAUAAUGAGUGCCCAAAUAUUGUAACACAAUUUGUAGUAUAAUACAGAGAAUUAACAGAGAAGAAAAAAGAAGCUAGCUUUUAUCAUAUAAACACUAUAACAUUUUUUUUUUA
Molecule: messenger RNA, 776 nt
Organism: Psammomys obesus (fat sand rat)
Lineage: Eukaryota; Metazoa; Chordata; Mammalia; Rodentia; Muridae
Gene: Rgs13
Product: regulator of G protein signaling 13
Exons: 5
Coding region: 40-516 (158 amino acids)
Source: RefSeq, a predicted model, not a curated record